AUGAAGGUUUCCAAUAGUUCCCUGGCACUUUGCCUCCUUGCAACAGCAGGCUGCUCUGCCUCAGCAAAUCCGGAAUACGACUACGUUGUCAUCGGAUCAGGCGCCGGUGGAGGACCACUGGCGGCGAACUUGGCAAGGCAUGGAUACUCGGUGCUUCUUCUUGAAGCUGGAGGUGACCAUGUCGACAGUCCACUGACGACGAUUCCAGUCAUGGCAAACACUGCAGCCGAGGACCCAGAUAUAUCGUGGCAGUUCUUUGUCAACCACUACUCUGAUCUUGACGAGGCUCAGAAAGACUCAAAGUUUACAUGGCAAUUGACUAAUGGUUCAUACUACGUGGGGUCCAACCCGCCUCCAGAUGCCAAAGCACGCGGAAUGUUGUACCCCAGAGGUGCUACGGUUGGUGGGAGCGCAAUGGUUAAUGCCGCUGGGCUGGCGCUUCCCCCAGAUAACGACUGGGACCACAUCGCGAAUCUCACGGGAGACAACUCGUGGAAAGCGGAGAACAUGAGACAGUACUUUGAACGUCUGGAGAGCAACCAUUUUCUCUCUAAAGACACGCCGGGUCAUGGUUUUUCUGGUUGGCUUGGUUCGAAUCGGAACAAUCUUUCCAUCGUUCGGCCCGACGACGGUUUUUUCGAGGUGGUUGGCACGGCAAUGACUGCACUUGGGGACUCGCAGAACCCCAGCAAGGAUGAAGUGUUGAAGCUGUUGCAUCGCGAUGGCAACAGUCUUGAUAGGAACCGCUUUGAAAAGAACCACAUUACGGAACACACCCUGCAUCAUGACCAGAAGCAUCGUCGCUCGAGCCCUGGAACUUACGUCAAAAGCACAAUCGACGAGACCUAUUCCAACGGCACGCAGAAAUAUCCAUUAACCGUCAGCAUAAACUCGCUUGCCACCAGGCUGUUGUUUGACAAUUCUACAGCCGUAAAAUCCGUUGUUGGCGUCGAGUAUCUCAAUGGGGCUGCUCUCUACAGAGCUGACCCUCGAUCCAACGAAGCCGAUAGCGGGAGUUCCAUGGUCGCGGUGGCAAAGAGAGAAGUUAUUGUAGCAGGCGGUGCUUUCAAUACUCCGCAGAUCCUCAAGCUGAGCGGCAUCGGUCCCCAGGCAGAACUAGAGGAAUUUGGCAUCCCAGUCCAAGUUCCUCUGCCGGCCGUGGGUACAAACCUGCAAGACAACUACGAAAUUGGCGUCGAGGGACUGGCAUCCAAGGACUUUUUCAACACCUUUGAGAACUGCACUACCGCCUUUGUGCCUGGGGAUCCUUGCUUCGACGAGUUCAUGGAGACCGGCACCGGGCCGUACACACAGGGCCCGAUGCUGAGCCUGCUGAUGCGCUCCAGUCAGAGCGAGAAUGCUGAUGCUGAUCUUUGGUUCUUUGGUGGCGCCAAUGGUGUGUUCCGCGGGUUCUGGCCCGGCUGGUCGAAUGCGACAGCCCCUCCAGGCAGCUUUUGGUGGUCCAUUGUCAAGAUGCAGAUGCAGAACCGAGCAGGCACAGUGACCUUGCGGUCAGCCGAUCCCCGUGAUGUGCCUGAAAUCAAUUUCAAUUAUUUCCCCGAGGGGCGUGACUCCGACCUGGCCGCGUUGGUUGAAGGAAUGGAGCUUGCUCUCGAUAUAUUCGACAAGGUCGACGCGCCGUGGGCUCCGUUCAAUAUUACGAGACCCAUCCAGUCGUUGGAAGAAGAAGCAAGGUACGAGUCCUGGGGGCAUCAUGCAUCGUGUAGCUGCCCCAUGGGUGUCGAUCAGGACACCAGCUGUGUGGAUUCGCGUUUCAGGGUUCACGGUGUUGAAAAUCUCAGGAUCGUCGACGGCUCAGUCUUCCCACGUGUUCCAGGAGGGUUCCCGGUUGCGGCCACCUUUAUGAUAAGCGAGAAAGCUACAGAUGUUAUACUGGAAGAUGCCAGGACGUAG
Messenger RNA from Clonostachys solani, 1914 nucleotides. The record is from the annotation of a GenBank genome assembly. Lineage: Eukaryota; Fungi; Ascomycota; Sordariomycetes; Hypocreales; Bionectriaceae.